CUCCUCUUCUGUGCCUCUGCUUUUCUGUCCAGCGAGCGCAAAAAAUGUUCCACUACACAUCUUGGUUGUCAAAAUCAUGGAUCUAAUGAGUCUGACUGCUCGGGACCUUUCCAACAAGUGUCUUGAAGCCUUUCAAACAUGCUUGACUUUUCGCUCUCCCGACCCCGAUUCGUCCAAUCAGCGCGCAUCUUAUGAUGAGCGAUUUGAGUAUCGCUUGGCAGACUUUAAUCUAUGGAUCGACGGUAUCGGCGCCUUGGCCCCUUCAAAAGCUUCACUAGAUGCGAGGUUGAGUGAGCGACCGAUUGACCUUUCUCUGGUCAAAGGAAACCUUGUUAUGCUGUUUCAGUCGCUCGAAGACUGUUUGAAUCUGCUCAAUGACAAUGGAACCCUCGAAGACCCUUUGCUUGAUGUUGACUCGGCCUUGGAAAGUCUCGUAACUUUGUCCCUAGCUAUUCGUAGGACAGGGCGUCGGUCGCGGCUUCACAAAGCAGAUCGCCUUUUCAAACCGGAAGAACAUGCUGAGUUGAGGAAACACUUGGAAGCCAUUAUUGUUCUACGUCCUGGGUCUGGCCCAUGCUUUAGAGAUGAUGAGUUUCGAACCAAGAUCGAGUCGCUGACACCACUGCAAAACCAUCUUAUCACGGCCAACUUGAAGCGGAGAAAUCGUUUCAUACAGGCUCAGCUACACUCUUUGGGUUUGAAGAAAAGGACUGUUGCCUUCGAGUUGCCGACCCUCGAAGCCGUGGAAAAAGGUUCCAACCCAACCCCAAUUUCAACGAGUGAAUCAGAAGAGAUUUCUGUCCCCGUUGUCUCCGAUACUGACGCUCAACCUCACAAACCGCUGCCAGCACCCAUGUCAGUCACCUCAGCUUCGGUCCCCGAAAGUAAGCUCGAAUACAGAGAGCCCAUGUCCAAGAGAACAGAGUCUACACCAAUGACCGUCAUUACUCAGAUCACUGCGUCUGCUCGAUACCCGCGUCCGCGAGUAUAUGAUAACGAGCAAAGGGUUGUUCAGUGUCCGUGCUGCUGUCAGACCUUGCCAUUAGCAGAGGCUAAAAACAACAACCGAUGGAGAAAGCAUCUAGCAGAAGACAUACGCCCGUAUACCUGCAUAUUUGACAGCUGUCCUACACCAGACGUGUACUACAGCAGUAGGUCGAUGUUAGAACAGCAUUUUCGACAGGAUCAUCCACCAGUUUGGGUAUGUCCUUUGUGUGACGAAGGGUCAGUUUAUCCGACCUUGAGUGAAAUGAUGGAUCACAUUCAUAAGGCCCAUCCGGACAACGGGGAGGACAUCUCAUCGAUUAUCUCAUCGUCUGCCCAGACUAGAAUGGGCAUAAAGAGCUGUCCCCUCUGUGAAAUUAACGGUCGACCCGACUCUCUAGAACUCAUAGAUCACGUCCUGGAGCACGUUCACGACUUCUCACUCCGGUCUCUUCCAUGGCCCAGAUCCUCAGAGGUUGAUAUGGGCGGUGAAGUCGGGUAUUUCAACCUAGAACGCGGCGAGCCUGCUGCUAUCACCGAGUGGUUGGAUGCUUAUGAACAUGAGAUGGAGAAUAUUGACCCUACAUUGAAGUUAACCACCUGCGACUAUGGAAGAUUGGCUAUCAUAACCGAGCAGAUGAGCUCUGAUGGAAAGGAUAAGCUCGGCCUUGAUAUCGGCUUUGCUGACGAGCACGACGGUGAAUCUGCUGAGGCCGAGACUGAUAUUUCGCAGCUUACACAAGAGACUCUUGAAUCGGUGAAACAGGCCCGUGAUGUGGUCUUUUGCCAUCAAUGCGAGGCUAGAUGGUAUAGAGAUGUAGAUGGAAUGCAGUGUCCCAAAUGUCAAAGCGAGUUUGUCGAAAUUAUUGAUCCAGACAGUAGCUCUGAGAGUUCGGAUCUUCUCGGAACUGUUAUGAGGCCUGGCCUCGCUACGGUAGAUAGUCGUAGUAGAUACAGUGAAGACAGCAGGCAUUCAAGCGACGCCACAGGCUCCAAACCAAACACUCGGGAGUCUACCUCCGGCUUUCGAAGGCUCACUAAGCGCUUCUUCUCCCGCAAAAAGGCCGAUAACACUGAACCGCAGAAGCACAUAUCAGAAGCCACUAACAACUUGAUCCGAUUUCUCGGUUUGGACGAAAAGUCUGUAGCGAACCAGAAGGCCUGGAAGAUCCUGAUCAGCAUUUACCAUAGGCGGUUAGAGUCACCUACGAACACACAGUCUAUGUUUGCAAAUUUCAUCAGAGAUGUUCAAAAUGAAGACAUCCCGGAAGACUGUCAACCAGUAUCUGAUUCACAUGGCUUCUUAGUAGCUAUGGCCAGCUUCUAUUUGAAUCCUUUGAAACAUCUACCGCCGAAGGACCUUACGAAACCUAUAUCAAACUACUUUAUCAACAGCAGCCAUCGGACUCUCAUAAAUACCUUGAUAGAUUCUCGCAACGCUGGUGAUACAAUAAAAGUAGCCCUCUAUCUUGGGUAUCGAUCAAUUGAUCUGGAUGUCUGGAAUGGUACUACUGAUACAGAGCAGCGAGGCUCUCAAGUAGAACAGCCGCGCGAAUCCAAACCUGCGCAGACUGUGAAGACAUUCAAUAGGCUUUUAGGUCUUAACAGAGAAAGCAAUGCACCAAAGCCUGUGGAUCUGAAGACCGGCGUUUCCCAAUGGGGUCAUAUGAAUUCCCCUGCAGAACCAAUCGUCACAGAUGGCUAUACUCUUAUGACGCCCUGCGGCUUCAGGAAAGCCUGUCAAUUGAUCAGAGACUUUGCCUUUGUCGGGACUGAUGUGCCUCUGAUCGUCAAUCUCGAGGUCCACGCAGACUCUAGACAGCAAGAGUUGAUGGUCAAGAUCAUGACCGAAGAGUGGCACGAUAUUCUGCUUGAUAGGCCACUUGAGGCCUGCGACCCACGAUUUCAGCUACCAACGCUCAAAGACCUCCAAGGUCGGAUUCUUAUAAGACUCGGAAGCUUUACAAGUAAUUUUGAUCGCAGUAAUGAUAAAGCCGACGACGGUCUGCCGGGCGAGAGUGAUCACAAGAGAGCGCGAGUUGCCAUCAUACAGCCGCUGGCUGAGCUAGAAGUUUACAUGCGACGCGAGCGAUUUGAGAAUUUCGAUACUCCGCGGACAAAGUCCCCUACUCACCUCUUCUCCAUGCAGGAAGGCAAGGUGCAGGACCUCAUUUCAACAUCUGCCACCGAGCUUUUCAGACACAACCAACGCUACUUUUUUCGUGUCUAUCCGAGCCUAGCGAGACAAGGUACUUCAAACCUUGAUCCCUUACGCUUUUGGAGAUACGGCAUUCAAAUGGCUGGAAUCGUCAGUCAUAACGUCGAUGAGGGCAUGAUGUUGAAUGAAGGAAUGUUCGCUGAUGAGUCAGGGUGGGUUCUGAAACCCGACGGCUAUCGAAGCUCAAAAAAGGACACAUCAAACGACCUUGAAGCAGGUCCAAGGAAAAGCCUUGAUUUGUCUAUAUUCGCUUUCAAAGAUCAGGAGUUUAUGACCAGUACCGGCCGAGAAAUCAAGAACCUGGCGUCAUUCAUGAUAGUCUCGCUUCACAUUCAUGACGAGGAAAAGCCUCGCAUACCACGACAAGAACUAAACACCACAGAACAUGAAUCAGGGGCUUUGGGAUAUAACCUCAACUUCCUUGUUACAAGGACAGAGGCCACUAUUAUUCCGAAACUCUGCAUCCUCAGGUUGAUAUUUGUGGAAGGCUUAUCAAAAGACCAUCUCUUUGCGUGGGCCAGUCUAAGACUAGAUCGCUUGAAUCAGGGUUUUCGGCUAGUACAGCUUUACGACAGCAGAGGGCUGAAAUUGAUGCAACAGAGGAUACUUUUAAAGUUCAAAAUCAGAUGGAAGUAACAAAGGCACAUUCUAGAAGUCAGUUUGAAUUUGAACAAGAUCUUCAUUCUAGUACCUCUC
Molecule: messenger RNA, 3898 nt
Organism: Fusarium verticillioides 7600
Lineage: Eukaryota; Fungi; Ascomycota; Sordariomycetes; Hypocreales; Nectriaceae
Exons: 5
Coding region: 77-3838 (1253 amino acids)
Biological process (GO): phosphatidylinositol-mediated signaling; lipid metabolic process
Molecular function (GO): phosphatidylinositol-4,5-bisphosphate phospholipase C activity
Source: RefSeq, a predicted model, not a curated record